UUAUCAGUUAUUUAAUUUUAUUUUUGAUUCAUUAUUUUGUCAACGCACACUACAGACGAAAACAAACAUUUAUUUUUUACGCAUGGCAACAAAACUUGUUUUCGCGAGAAAACUUGUGAUAGCAUCGUGAAUCUUAUUUUGAUUACAAAAUUGGCAUGAAAUCCGAUAAUAAGCCGAAAAACAGUGUAUAUUUAGUGCAAAGUUAUAGUGUUUGAUGUGGCGUAUUAAAUAUCCGCCUUCCAAGUGGAGCUGUUAAAGAAAUUGCUUGCCAUGGCGGGCCCGUCCGACGGCGAUCCCGACGGAUGGGUCGAGUUCUGCGAGCGUCAGGCCAAAGCCGCCGCUCAGGACUUCGCCAAGGCUUGCUUGCAGUAUGUACAAACCGGUGCCGGCGACCCUGCAACACGGCCGCAAGCUCCGCACAAGGAGCUGCUGAAAAAAUUUGUAGAAUGUUUCUCGGAACAGUUUGAAUAUGAAAUUGGGAAGUUGAAAGCUUUGCAUAAGCUCCCUAACGGCACACAUACGGGACACGAUGAGAGUGACUAUUCGGAGGACACAGACUCGCCUAAAACGCAACAUAAACCUUUUUUCCGAAGGUUAUCUUUCAAAGGUCUGAGACGCGGAAAGGGGUUGUUCCACAAGCAACACUCGGACGAGGUGGAGCUCUCAUCACAUUUGAACAAACACAACAAGACUAAAUUAGCUAAAAUAGUUGUAGAAUGUAGGAAGGAAGGGCUGGUAAAUUAUUUAACUCCGGAGAGUCUGGAACAGCCCGGUGGCCCACAGAAGUGGGAGAGGUGCAGGCUAGCUUUGGUCAAGACGGUAGGGGGCUACAUGCUGGAGUUUUACUCUCCUCCUAAGGCACAGAAACCUCGCAGUGGGGUAUUUUGUUUCCUUAUUUCUGAGGCCCGUGAAACCACUGCGUUAGAGAUGCCUGAUCACGAAAAUACCUUUGUAUUGAAGGCGGACAAUAACAUGGAAUAUGUAAUUGAGGCAGCUGAUGUAGAUGAUAUGAAAUCAUGGUUGGCAACUAUCAAGUACUGUAUGAGAGCGCCUCCGACCACCCAGCCACCACCAGAUGCGCUACCAGGCAUGCCAGAGCCUGCGCCCCCAGACCUGCCACCAAGGAGAGACCUACCAACCAGCACUAGCAACAUUGACUUAGCUACUGAUACUCCUGAAGAGGCUGAAUUAGGUUCGAUAGCAGAGGAAGCUUGUGAGGCGUCGUCCCGGAUCUCCCUGGCUGAGUGGCCGUGGUUCCACGGCACGUUGGCCCGCGCGGCGGCCGCCGCCUGCGUGCUGGCCGGCGGCGCCAGCGGACACGGCUGCUACCUCGUGCGGCAAAGCGAGACCCGCCGCGGGGAAUAUGUGCUCACUUUCAACUUCCAGGGUCGCGCAAAACACCUCCGCAUGACUCUGAGCGAGACGGGUCAGUGUCGCGUGCAGCACCUGUGGUUCCCCAACGUGCACGACAUGCUGGAACACUUCCGCGCGCACCCCAUCCCGCUGGAGUCGGGCGGCGCGGCCGACGUCACGCUCACCGAGUACGUCGUCUGCCAGGACGGGAACCGACAACAAUUGGACGUGACCCACGGCAGCGACGUACGCAUGCGCCGGGCGGAACUGGAAGCUCUGCUGGUUGCUAGCGGGGCUCACCACGACAUCCGAGCCGUCGACAACCAGUACACCUUCGUGUAACCAUCGCCAUACUGUGGAGCGACCAGCGGACUGCUCCAAACUAUACACAGAGCGCUCUGCUGCAAGGAAAAUGGUACUGUACCUACAUUUGUUUAGAGUUGGUUAUUGUACGUGUCUAACACUAUUCCAUCGGGAAUCUUAGACUUGUUCUAAGCUGACCUGUUAAUUAUACCUAAGUAGAUGUUCUGUAUGGUGAGUGGUGGAUUGGAACUUCCUUAGUACUGUCUACCACAUACAGAAAUUCUUAGAGGCCAGCUUAGAAUAAAAUGUUAGUAUUCCCAUCAUACGUAGGUACGUUCGAUACAAAUCACACCAUUUUUGCAACCUUACGAUCUUUGAAUAAGAUUCAAAAUUGGUCAAUUCGAAUGUACUUACGUCAAUUUGCAGUUAAGUAGGUACAGAAGAGACUGAUGGACUUAGAUUGAAGAGUUGUUUAAUAAAGGAACAUUUUGGUUUGUGUGACGAGUGUUGUUGACAUUAACGAGCAGUUUACUUGUAGGUAGGUAGUCGUUGUUUACAUCGGGAUAUCCCUUAACAACAAACAUGUAUUUAAAAUCAAUUCGGUGUGUUAUGUCUAGAUUGGCUGUCGCAAACACACAAUAACGACUAAAUUAUGCUGUUGUGUCUAAAAAAUACGUUCAAACACACACUAAAAGUCAUUUAUUCAAUUUGUGUGUCGCCAGUAGUGUUGUGUGUUUUUCAUAGGCUUCGACAGUCCAUCUAGAUUGUUAUAAUAAUUACUACACAUGUAAACUAGGAAGGGAAAAUCCUAAAAUGUAUGUCUACUAUAUCGAACAUACUAUUUUCUACCUUAUUUGUAUGUAAUUAAGGUUUACGUAAGCACAAAGUGAAAUCGGGUAUUUAGAAUGAAUGAAAUGAAAUGCUGGAUGGGUUUCCUCCACAGUAUAGAUAAAAACAUUUAAUUAUUAUUACUGAAUGUACUGCUGUAGUCAUUUAGUUUGAAUAUAACAUAAAAAGCUAGUCGAUAAUUUCGACUGCAAAUGUAAUUUGUGUAACUUUGCAGCUUUUAGUAAAAUGUAGCUUAUUUUUUUAGGAGUAAGGUCGAGACUCCUUUUAUUCAGAUCGUACAGGCCCGGAUGUUAUACCUUCCAAAAGGGAUACAUAAAGUCGACUGACAAAGUAACAAUUAAUAAUGAGUGAAAGAGAUAGAAAACAUAAAUAAGGUUUUUUCUUUCCGUUAGCGGUAAAACUGUAAGGGCUCUACUAAUGCCGUGUCCUCAGGGAAGUGAUCAGCGGCGGCGACCUCUCGCGCCCGGCCUUAGUCGAGGCCAUGGUGCGGAGUGAGAGGAACUGGGACGCCGUCUCCUCCUUUUGUGAAGCAGUCAUGCUCGCAAAGAGAGAGGCGGCCCGCGUGAGGGAACAAUCCUCCUCCUCACGCCCCAGCAGUCGCAACUGGCGACACUACGGGCGUCGGGGAUCAAAGGACGAUCUCCGGCCACCGUAAGCACGGGCCUGCGGUCGGCGAGUAAGGGUAGCUCGCCGCCCCACCAGAACCAGGCCCGAGCGUACGGCGCGUAGCGUUCCGCGUGCGCCUCAAAGAGCCAUUAGACCACCACAGACGGGGCUCUAAGGGCUGAUGUUCAGCCGGGGUUGCGGGGUAAGCGCAAUGAGGUACCGCGACCUCGGCACAGAGCAGGAGAAGGAACAGGGGGGUUUUUAGUCAGUAAGAGUCUGACACUCCCUCCUGCCCGGCCCUGGGCGGGAGAAGUCAUUUGAUGACACAAAAAAAAGGGCUCUACUAAUGGAGAAUGUACCCACCAUUUUUAAAUUUAUUGUAGUAGGUAAGGUAUAAGAACCGAUCACCUAACACAAUCUGAAUAUUCCGCAAUUAUUUAUUUGUGCAAUAGGUUUACUCUAUUUAUUCUAGUACUUGUAGUGUUAAUUUAUUGGUAUUUGAUAAGGCUUAGCCAAAUCUAUGUUAUUAAAUGUACUUAAUGUUUUAGAUUGUAAGUAACGUUUUAUGUAUCUUACACUGCCAAAGUGCCCCGGUUACUAGACGAAUUAUUUUCAAUUUGUUAUCAAUCCUCCUUGCAAUGCUUUAAAUGUGUCAAAAUUAUAUACUUAAACAUGUUUGGAAUUUGUUUAACAACAUUUUCGAAAUAUUAUUAAACUCAUUCGACGAGUAUGUUAACUUUUUAAUUAUAUAAAUUCAAAAUGUCCAACUCUUUAGUUAAAUACAGGUAGGUCACGUCUUUACUUUUCUGUUUAUAUUGGUAUAAAUUAAAAUCAACAUAGCUGUUUGCUCGAAUUACGCGUAAUGACAAAUAAACUCACAUUCGUAUGCAUAGACUGUUGACUGACUCCGACAAUGAUUAUCUGAUUGUAUAAAUUAAUGGUAAAAUAGAAACAGACAAGUGUUUACCCAUCUCGAUAUAAGAUUAAGCAGAUUUAGUAAAACCUAUGAGGCUUUAAUACUAAACCAAGAAUGUAUACAGGGGGUAGUCUGAUUGUAAUAGUUAUACAUAAUGUAACUAGGCGGAAUAUUUGUUCUACCUUCACUUGUCAAGUGUAAUAUCUGUCAUUUAGUGUUUAUGUAGUUAGGUAGCUAGGUAUUUAAGGGAAACAUAUCGCUUUCCUUCAUCAAAAAUGAGUUUUUAUGCCACGAGAGGCACUUAAGUUGAAAAAUGUCAACAAGAAUAUUGGCUAAUGCUAAAUUAUGAGGACUUAGCACCUCACAAAUGAGUGCUACAUUAAUGGGUGGAUAAAAUCUCGCAACAUUCAUACAUUCAACAUACAUUUUGAAACGUUUAUCGUAUUCAUUAAUUGUCAUCAUAUUAAAGUUGGCUCUGAGAUUCGAGUAAUUAUCCACCCUAUACAUGUUACUGGUCAUAUUGAAAUAAAAACUAGGUACUAUGUAAGUAAUUAUAAUUUAUCAAUUAGGAUUUAAUGUGUAUCAAGAACUAUUGUAACAGAAAAAGAAACCAAUGCAAUCAAAGAAUUGCUAGAUGUAAACAUUUAUAUGAAUGUUAAUGUUAAUCUAUCUUUUAAUUUACAACUUAUUUUUUCGGAAGAUGUUUAAUUUUCUCAGUAUUAGGUUUGGUUUUCACCAGCCUCUGUAGCAACCAUGUAUGUUUUUGACAUCAGGCACACCUAAUUGUUGAGCUUUGGUGGCGCAUACCCUUAAAAUCUUGCAGACUCUACUCUUAGUAAUUUUAUUGCAUAGCUCCCUUUACAAAGGUUAGGUUGUAAAUUGAAAGACUAAUCAUAUAAGAUUGUAGCAAAGAUAAACAUAAUACAAAAAUACGUAUUAUGUAUUUAAAAAAUUGAAACUGAAGUGAACGAACGAUUUUGAUCAAUUAAAUUCAUGUGAAGGAUUGUUAAAUGAAUAACAUUGUAUGUAAAAUUAAUUGUUGUUGGAAUUGAUAACAAGAUAUAAAAAAUAAUAUUAAUACAUUAACAAAAAAAAAUAUAACAAAAAUAUAACAUAUUUGUUGGUUUUUGAAAACUGUUCACGCUAAAUGAAAUUUAUAACGGGAAUUAUGUAUGUUUGUAAAUGUAAGUAGGCUUAAUUUGUAUGUGAAAAGCCAAGCGAAGUCAAGUUAUGUACUCAUUAACCGUUCAGUCAGUGUAAACUUAACAAACAUUCCUGUAAGUUGUAUGUCAUUUUUGGAGAACGAAAUAUAGUCAUAUAUUUUGCAAAAAUAUACUUGUUUAUUGUCUCGUCUGACGAGUUGGUACGUGGCUACUAAUGAGGAUUAAUUGGUUUCGCAAAGAAGAAGAAGAAUUUUGUACAUAUUUCUUAUUGGUGGGCACAGAGUUUAAGGACACGAAGUGACAAUCUAAUAACAAAGAUCAGAAUCAGGUUAUUACUUACUUUUCAUGAUGUUUGACUUGAAAGUUUCAAUGAAAAUAGCCGAGUACAUUGCCUGUGACCAAUGUGGCUAAUGGCAGAAAUUAAUACACUACUUAUUACUAAUAUCAAAAUUGAAUCUCAAUAAUGAAAUUGAAUUGAAAUACUAAAUAAUUUGGGUCUGUCUAUCCUCUCACAGGUAAUCUGGCUCUGUCUAUCCUCAGAAAAAUAGUUUUCAUUUUAUAUAACUGCUUUAUUUUCGUAUAAAAAUAUUCUUAUAAAGUACAUCAAUCGUCGAGUAACGGUACUAUGUAAAACUCUGAAAACAUCUGCCGCUGGUCUUCCUUCUCCAGCUUUAACUGCAGCAGCAUGAGGCCAUUGGAGCUACACCUUAGCACUACCUGUAAUUAACA
This is a messenger RNA of Spodoptera exigua (beet armyworm), 5919 nucleotides long. NCBI's taxonomy places the organism in Eukaryota, Metazoa, Arthropoda, Insecta, Lepidoptera, Noctuidae. The record is from the annotation of a GenBank genome assembly.